AUGGCUGGAAAUUCCUGGACAAUAGUUUUUCGAGGAUUGAAGGCCAUGUGUGUGGAUCCUCGUUCGUGCGCCGAAGAUAGAAACGAAUCUGCUCGUGAAAAAUGUGCUCUGGAAUUGGUAAACAUUUUAUCUGUAGCGAAAGAAAUCGGAUAUAGAUACCCGUAUCGUAAUGAUUAUAUUAUCACUUCUUCGUUUUUUCUUACUAACUGUUCGAAGGAUAGGGAACAGGGAGGAAGGGAGAAUUUGGCAGAAAACGGGAUAAAAUUGCACUCGAUGGUGAAGCUGAGUGAAAUGGUGAGCAUAUUGAAGAAGAAGGGUAAAGUUUCAACGGAAACCGAGAAAAUGGUUACGAAAUUCUUGGAGGAGAAUCAAAAGAUUCCUGUACCGGUCAUGAGAGCAACACCUAAGAAGGCUCGAUUUAGACUCCCCUACGAAGAGAGGGCAAAUAUGGCAAAGAAUCCAACAGGAAAGAAAUUGUUUGAGAUAAUGGCGCAAAAGCAGACUAAUUUGUGCGUCGCUGCUGACGUGGCGACUGUCGCUGAGCUGCUCGACAUAGCUGACAAGGUUGGACCCGAGAUCUGCAUGUUAAAAACCCAUGUGGAUAUAUUGACUGAUUUCACCCCUGAUUUUGGAUCCAAACUUCGCUCGAUUGCAGAGAAACACAAUUUCUUGAUUUUCGAAGACCGCAAAUUUGCCGACAUUGGUAAUACAGUCACCAUGCAGUAUGAAGGAGGGAUCUACCAUAUAUUGGAAUGGGCAGAUAUAACAAACGCUCAUAUAAUUUCUGGUCCGGGAAUAGUGGACGGGCUAAAACUCAAGGGUUUGCCUCAGGGCAGAGGUUUGUUUCUGCUCGCUGAAAUGAGUUCGUCUGGUAGUUUUGCUAAGGGUGACUACACAGCUGCAGCUGUGAAAAUUGCUGAAGAAAAUUCGGAUUUUGUUAUCGGCUUUAUAUCUGUUAAUCCUGCUUCGUGGCCUGGUGGAAGGAUAAAUCCGUCAUUUAUUCAUGCAACCCCUGGUGUUCAAAUGGUGAUAGGCGGAGAUGCAUUGGGCCAACAAUAUAACACUCCGAAUUCUGUAAUAUCAGACAGAGGUAGUGACAUCAUCAUAGUCGGGCGUGGAAUUAUUAAGGCAGCAAGCCCUGCAGAGGCAGCUCGGCAUUAUCGGCUUCAAGGAUGGGACGCGUAUUUGGACAGCUGCAAGUAG
Erythranthe guttata (spotted monkey flower) is the source of this 1203-nucleotide messenger RNA. Lineage: Eukaryota; Viridiplantae; Streptophyta; Magnoliopsida; Lamiales; Phrymaceae. The record is from RefSeq and is a predicted model, not a curated record.